Molecule: messenger RNA, 2619 nt
Organism: Olea europaea var. sylvestris
Lineage: Eukaryota; Viridiplantae; Streptophyta; Magnoliopsida; Lamiales; Oleaceae
Product: autophagy-related protein 13b-like
Exons: 4
Coding region: 481-2346 (621 amino acids)
Biological process (GO): piecemeal microautophagy of the nucleus; autophagosome assembly; mitophagy
Cellular component (GO): extrinsic component of membrane; Atg1/ULK1 kinase complex; cytosol
Source: RefSeq, a predicted model, not a curated record
CACAUAUUAUUCUUCCUCUCCUCCCCUUUUGCUGCCGAGACGGUAACUCAUUGAUUUACGCACACACUUCACUUUCUCUCUCUAUAAUUUUGAACUGCACUCCUCCUCUCUGUGAUCAUCCCUUCCAAUGGGUUCUCUUCAUAUUCAGCAACCAGAAAAUAUAGGGAGUGAAAUAGAUAUGCAGCGCUUAUCGAUAUAUUACUUUGUAUAGUUGUAUAGACAUAAAGAAGCCAUAGAUUGAUGGUUGUACACGUUUAUAUGUGGACAAUAAUACCAUCUGAGCCCUUUUUGAAUUACGUGCAAUCCCGGCUCUCCGAAACAUUCAAUUUGUGUGCAGGUUCUCGUUCUGAUUUAUUGAUUUACCGUUCUUUUUUGGCCCACUAGAAUUCUCUGUUCGUAGUUCUUACAGUGAGCUUUCAUUAGCUGCUAUUUAUUUAUUUUUUCGCGAAAUUUUGGUGUUUAUUGUGGUUGCUAGCAAAUAUGGCAUCAUAUCAUGGGAAUACUCGGUCGGGAGCCCCUGAAAUUGAACAAAUAAUUACUGUAAUUUUCGCUGGAUGUCUUCAUAUAAUUCUUGAAUCGCGGUGCCCGUAUGUUUCAUUUCCUAAGCAUAGCAGUGAGCAAAUUUUGUCAUUCCCAUUCCCAUCGCCAUCCUCGUCCCCAUCCCCGCCGUCAUCAUGUUCCUCGUCGAGUAUUGGGCUGAGGGAUAAGUGGUUUAAACUAGCACAUAGGGACUGCCCUGCGGCACUGGAGAACAUAGGGUUUUCGCAUCAGAGUAAUCUCGAACCCAUGAUUGUUGACGUGAUUCUAGUUAAAAGGUCAGGCAAUUGGGACCUUGUGAAUUAUUCCCCAAAAAGAGGGUAUGCAAGGAAUUUGUCUGGCAAAGAGUGGUACCGUUGCAGUUCUGAAAAUGAUGAAUUUGGGUGUGAGAUUGAGAGUGAAAAAAUUAUUGAGAGGUGGGUUGUACAGUAUGAGAGUAAGCAAAGCGGUGACAAUGGUGGUGGUGUGAUGGGGAGUAAUCGAGCAACUUGUAAAAGUUCGCAUGAACUAUAUAAGAAGUCAAUACUGUUAUUGAGGUCUUUGUACGCGACUGUUAGACUUUUGCCGGCUUAUAAGGUUUUUCGUGAUCUCAUUUCGUCAGCCCAAAUUCGGGCAUACAAUCUUGGUCACCGGGUAUCAUCAUUUGUUGAGCCGUUCACAGGUAGAGAAGAGGCAGAUAUGCAAAGCUUUGUGUUCCCUCCACUUGACACUUCUUGUGGUAGGCUCUGCCUCUCAGUGGUCUAUUUCUCAUCAGAGUUGGAUAUCAUUUCUGAGCCCUCCACCCCAAUUUCUCCACAAGUCAUUCACGAAUACGUUGGGAGCCCAAUGGUGGAACCACUUAAGAGGUUUACAGCUGUUCCUGUGUCUCAAUGCUCCCCGUCUUCGUCUCCAUUUGGGAGACGUCAUAGCUGGAGUUAUGAUUUAUAUAGAGUAUCUCCGUCUUCAGUAAAUCCCUCACCUUCACCUACAUACUCUGAAUCUUGUGCUUCAAUGCCAAAACAGCUAUCACAUCGGUUUCCUCCAGCAAGUUUACGUCAUCAUAUUCCCAAUGAAACACCUCCAGCUCACAUGAAAGAUCCAAAUUUUCAUGAGUACUGGCCUUCCCCUACAUUUUCGCCAUCAUCAUCGCCAUCUCCAUCACCACCUGCAUACAAUCCGGCUAGUCAUAUAUUAAAGGCUCUUUUUCGGUCUGAAAGUGCUCCUUUUGGACUUUCUGUAUCUAGGCUUUCUCCUCUUGCUUCGAUGCCUAAAAACCAAUUGUUGCCUCCGUCACCUUCCAUGGGAACCUGUGGACACAGGGUUGCUAAGACUGAUGGAUAUGCAGGUCUGUAUCCGACUGGCUCAAUGGUCGACAAGUUGUUUGCUUCCGCUAAAGAGGAAGCUGGAAAGUUAUCCGGGGUUAAGCAAUCAUCAAACAGCUCAUCGAUGAAAUCAUUCUCUAGAAGCCCCAGUAGGUUUUCUUUUCAAGAUAAUUUUGAUGAUUCUGAAUUUUCUGGCCUAUUGAUUCCGGAUGAUGAUGACCUACCCGAAUCAAGUACCAGACCGGAUGCUGCAGCUCUUUUUCACUUGCUGGAGAAGGCACCCCCUCUCCGCCCAGACAUCUCUAUCACGACUAAUUUGGUGCAGGACUCCAAGCCCGUGAUUGAGGAAAUUUCACCAGAGUCACUGUUGGGGGAAUCGGCUUCUUUGAAUUUCUCAUCCUCUGAAAUAGAGUCUUCCAAAACUACAGCUGAUGCAUUUACAGAGCUUGUGGAGUAUAAGAAAAUGAAAGAAUUACUGCUGAAGCAGUGUAAAGGAACUCAGGCAUAGUCCACUGCUGUUUAUUACUAUUAUUAUUUGGUCGAAAUGGAUUUUCGAGCAAAGCAAACCUCAACUUUUUGAGUUCCUAUUAGCGUAUUUCGAAGAUUUGUAAAUAAUUUUCUUGAGUGUCGAAGUUUCUGGUCCAUCAUUGUAUAUAUUUUUAGCUUGACUUGGAAUUUCGAAAGAAGGUGUCUCUAAUCUAACUGCAGAUAUUGCAGUUGAACUCUGUGUAUGGUGUACAAUACUUUUGGGUUGUAUAUAAAUUUUGGGAAGUUGGAUAAA